Molecule: messenger RNA, 3793 nt
Organism: Gopherus flavomarginatus (Mexican gopher tortoise)
Lineage: Eukaryota; Metazoa; Chordata; Testudines; Testudinidae
Gene: CARD10
Product: caspase recruitment domain family member 10
Exons: 21
Coding region: 1-3159 (1052 amino acids)
Biological process (GO): regulation of apoptotic process
Molecular function (GO): protein binding
Source: RefSeq, a predicted model, not a curated record
AUGAGGGUGCCACUCCAUGUCCAUGACUCCCCACUGUCACAACACAACUUCUUCCCCCUUCCAGGCCCUGAGAAUGCACCAAGACAGGCCGACAGCCCUGCACAGGAGGAGGAGGAGGAGGUGUUGUGGGAGAAGAUUGAGAGUGCGCGGCACCAGCUGACCCGAUCCUUGAACCCAGCAAAGCUGACGCCCUACCUGCGCCAGUGCCGUGUGAUAGACGAGCAGGAUGAGGAGGAGGUGCUGAGCUCAUGCAGGUUCCCAUGCAAAAGCAAUCGCACAGGACACUUGAUGGAUAUCCUUCGAUGUCGAGGAAAGCGAGGCUAUGAAGCCUUCCUAGAAUCCCUGGAGUUUUAUUACCCAGAGCACUUUACUCAGCUGACAGGGAGGGAGCCAGCGCAGCGCUGCUCUAUUAUCCUAGAUGAGGAGGGCCCUGAGGGUCUGACCCAGUUCCUCAUGUUGGAGGUGAAGAAGGUGAGGGCACAAAGGAAAGAGCACCUGGUGAGAGAGCACCAGUUAAAGGUGAAGAACCAGGCCUUGGAGGAGGAGCAGACGCGGUUGAGGCAGAAGCUGCAGGAGCUGCUGAAGGUGCAGGAGCGAUGCCAGAGGCUGCGGGAGGAGUGGGAAUCCAACAGCAUGGAGCUGCUGCGGCUGAAGGAUGAGAACUACAUGCUGGCCAUGCGCUAUGCACAGCUAUGUGAGGAGAAGAACCUGGCCGUGCUGCGGAGCCGGGACCUGCAGCUGGUGGUGGACCAGCUGAAAUGUAAAGUUAGCAGCCUGGAGGAGGAGUGCAGGCUGCUGAGGAAACAUGUGUCCGCUGGGCCCCAGCAAGAGGCAGAGGAACGGGGUCAGCCUGACACAAUGCCUGAGCUGCAGGCCGAGAACCAGAGGCUGAUGGCCUCACUCCAGGAGCUGCAGAGCAUGCUGCAGGCAGCGAAUGAGGCCCAGGUGCCGGGCUCCCAGCGGAUCCUCCUGGACAUUCUGGAGCAUGACUGGAAGGAAUCACAGGAUGAACGGCAGGAGUUGUGCCAGAAGCUCCACUCCGUGCAGAACGAGCUGCAGAGGGCUGAGGAACUAAGGGAUAAGUACCUGCAGGAGAUGGAGAACCUGCAGCUGAAGCACCAGACUCUGCAGAAAGAUUGUGAUCUGUACAAACACCGGAUGAACACGGUGCUGUCUCAGCUGGAGGAGAUCGAGAAGGAGAGGGAUCAGGCUAUCCAGAACCGAGACAGGGUGCAGCUGCAGUACUCCCAGAGCCUAGUCGAGAAGGACCAGUACCGCAGACGGGUUCGGGCCCUGGAGGAGGAGAGAGAUGAGCUUCGGAGCAAAUUCAGCCAGGUGGAGGGUGUGGAGAGCACUCUAGAGGCACAGCCGCAGCAAUGCCAAGGCAACCGGGAUGUGGGCAUGACGGUGGGCACCUCCUCCUACUCCCUCCACUCCAACAUAAGCAGCACCUGGAGCCUGAGUGAUAACCCCUACCCACUGGGGAAUGGAGUCAUGGACACGCUGGGUGUCCCCGCCAUCACCUUUCCAGGGGACUCCAUGCACUACAGCAUGGAGGUGACUCCAGAGAGCGAGAAGGACAUUAACCGCCUUUCCACCUUCCCCUUCCCGCCCUGUGCUGGCUCCAUCCUCCGACGGCAGAGGGAAGAUGGAUCCGUGCCCUUCAAAAGCCUGUCCUGUGGGUCUUUUGGCAGCAUGGAGGACAUCACAGGGAGUGUGAGCACUACUGUUUCAUCGGCCGGUCUCUCCUCCCUUUCCAGCAGUGCAUGCACCAGGAUGAAGUCGGAGAUCUGCUUGUCCACCAUCUCUGACCAGAAGGAGCUCAUCAGAUCCCUGGUGGUGCAGCUGUCUAGCAUGGAUCACCUGACCAACCUAGUGCCCCAGCACAGGGGGCUUGGAGGGGACAUCUCCAUCCUGGGGGGGAACAGAACAGGGAUUUAUGUCCAGUGGGUGAAGCCAGGUUCAGAAGCUGAGAGUACAGGACUGUGCGAGGGCUGCCGGCUCCUAGAGCUCAGGGGGACUUUGCCCAAUGGGCAGGUGCUGUCCCUGGAAAACUGCACACGGGAGGUAGCUUACCUGAGCCUGCUGCACUGGGAUGACCCAGCUAGUCUCAUCUUCUUGCCUGACAUGCAAGGGUACCAGCCUCUCAAGGAGGCCCUAGAAGAAGGGAAGAAAGUGACUGGAGACUCCUUCUAUGUGCGUACCAAUCUGACCUUCCUGGAGCAGUCUGACCCCUGCUCCCUAUGCGUCAAGUGUCAGGAGAUCCUGCAUGUCACUGACACCAUGCACAGGGGGCGGCUGGAGUGGUACUGUGCCCGCGUUGACCCACUGACACUGCGGGACCUGGACAAGGGAACAGUUCCUAAUUACAGCAGGGCUCACCAGCUUUUGAAGGUACAGGAGAAAGGCCAAGUACCAGGGCAGCAGAGGGGCUGCAGGAGUAAUCUGAAGAAACGGACCCUGGGCCAGCUGCGGCUGGUGAAAUCCAAACCGCCCAGGGAGCCUCCUCCGCAGCUGCUGCUGGACCCCUGCCCAGACCCAGACAGGAGCCCAAAGCCCUACAGCCUUGUGCGUCCCCUGGUGGUGGAGGCCCCUCGCCCGGUGGUGCUCUCCCCUGACUGCAUAGCCCCCAGGCUCAUCAGGAACCUAUUGGACCUGCCUACCUCGCGCCUGGACUUUCACCUGUGCCCAGCUGGUGAGCAGGAGCAAUCAGAGACCCUGGCUAAGGACGAGCCAGCUGCUACCCCUUCCCAGGAGAACUGUGUGGCUCCAGGUUCCCUCCAGCACCAGAGGGAGAGCAGGAGGAUCCGCACCAUCCAGGAGUGCAUCAGAAAGAAUAAACACUGCCUGCUGGAGCUGGGCCUCCAGAGGGUGAGGGAUCUAAUUAAAAGUGAAAUAUACCCCAUCAUUAUCCAUGUGGAGGUCACUGAGAAGAACGUCAGGGGAAUCAGGAGCUUACUGCGGAAGCCAGGCCAGCGGGACUCUGAUGUGGUGAAGCUUUGCCAGAGCGCUGAACAGGCUCUCCACGCCCUGCCCUGCUCAUGGGCCUGUGUGGAUGCCCAGUCCUGGUGCCAUGCUGAGGAGCUGGUGAAAGUAGUGCGACGCUGCAUCUUCCAGGAGCAGAACAAGGUCGUGUGGGUUGAGGAUGGCGAGCUGUGAUCCCACACCUGGCAGAGCUGGGGCCGUGUCUUCAUGUUGGGAGGCUCCUUAUGAGGGAGAGGGGCACUAGCUUCCUUUCCCAGGGGCGGUGCCUGGAGCACACUUGGCUUCUUUCCUUCAUCCCCACACUGUUUCUGAAACAGCAUGCCACUUCUCCCUGAUCAGAUGCAGGGGCAUGUCUUGCCAUCAGUGGAGGUCUGGAAGGACAAGGUGGCCCCUCAUGUGUCAGGGAGUUGGGCCCACUUCAGGCUGCUUAGAGACUGGCCAGGAUGGAGGUAACAUGGGGGUAACAUGCAGACUCGGACUCCUUUCCCUUCAUGUCCAGGUUUAGUGGAGGGAUUUUCUUCAGAAUUUCCUCACAGCUGGUAGCUGCUGCUCCCCAAGAAGUGCUCUUGGCAUCCAGACCCUCUGUAUGGCUCAGUCAUUUGGAGAAUCAGACGAGGGGAACAGAGGUGUGUGUGUGUGUGUGCGUUCUCCUACUCCCUUUGCCCAGCAUGGCUCUCUAUGGCAUCCUGUCUACCUCAGCUGAUGUCCCGAUGGAAGCGGAGGUGGUACACAUGCCCUGCCACAGGCAGAGUGACACUACUUGGAGUUUGUCAGGCAUCCUCAGUGGGUGGUAAUUGUAAUCGUUAUG